GACGUCAUCUUCAUGAGACGCAUUUCAACUUUAUCGCCAGCAAGUAGCUAGCUAGCUAACAAGCUGCGUUGUUUUGAACGAUGGCGUCCUCAAAGAAGGGGAAGAAAGUUGUGAAUCAAGAGGAACUCCGGCGUUUGAUGAGAGAAAAACAAAGACAAACAACGGACAAGAAGCGCGUCGAGUCUCCUUUCGCUAAAUACAACAGUCUCGGGCACCUCAGCUGUACCCUGUGCAAUGUGCAGGUGAAGUCGGAACUUCUUUGGCCGGCGCAUGUUCUUGGGAAACAGCACAAGGAGAAAGUUACUGAGCUGAAGGGAGGAAAGAUUCAAGCAGUGACACCGUUGGUACAGCCGCUGAAGAGGAAAGCACCGGACAGCGAGGACGUUAACUCGAAAAAGGCGAAACCGCCGUCGGGUGCAGGCCAGUCUGCAUCAGGAGGGCUGCCUACAGAUUUCUUUGAGAAACCCAGCGAGAAGGCAGCUGUCUCUUCACAAAAGUCUUCAAGUCUGAGUCUGUUGGCUGGAGUUUAUGAUGAGGACGAUGAUGAUGAUGAUAAUGAAGAAGAGGCAGGCCAGGCAGGAACCACAAAUCCCCUUCCUGAAAAGCCUCAAGCUGCAGGACUACCCGCCGAUUUCUUUGACAGCUCCAUCCCGUCCACACCCACCAUCUCCCACUCAGGAUCCAUCCUCAAAGCAGAGGUACAGGAGAAAAGCACAGAGAGGAAGGAAAACACAGCCGAGGCCCUGCCAGAGGGCUUCUUCGACGAUCCUGUGAGAGAUGCUAAGGUGCGCAACGUUGACGCACCCAAAGAUCAAAUGGACAAGGAGUGGGAAGAGUUUCAAAAGGAGAUACGACAGGUGAACACAAAGUCAGAGGCAAUCGUGGCGGAGGACGACGAGGAAGGUCGCCUUGAACGCCAGAUUGACGAAAUUGAUGAACAAAUUGAGUGUUACAAGAGGGUUGAAGUACUGAGAGACAAGCGGGAUGUGGUGAAAAGCAAGCCUCUGCUCAGGAAGGAGGAACAUAUGGAGGUAGAUGCCAGCAUCGAGGAGGAAGAGGAUGAGGAGGAGCUGCUGGGGCUUUUGUCCCGGGACUGGAGGGCUAAAGGAGCUCUGGCCUAACUCUCUCUAGAGCUCGUGACUGUGCUUGUCUUUUUUGCACAAGUUUAUCAGCAAUCCAGGAAUUGUAAAUAUGUUUAAAAGCUCUUUACCACCUCUUUUUGUACAUGUCAGACUGGAUUAAAUGUGAUGCAGUGAUAUGCAACAUCAUUGUUAAACACUGUUAAGUGCUACCAGAA
This is a messenger RNA of Epinephelus lanceolatus (giant grouper), 1297 nucleotides long. It is a transcript of the gene znf830, whose product is annotated as zinc finger protein 830. Gene Ontology annotation, biological process: mitotic DNA replication checkpoint signaling; mitotic DNA damage checkpoint signaling; nuclear DNA replication. Gene Ontology annotation, cellular component: nucleus; spliceosomal complex. Gene Ontology annotation, molecular function: zinc ion binding; nucleic acid binding. NCBI's taxonomy places the organism in Eukaryota, Metazoa, Chordata, Actinopteri, Perciformes, Serranidae. The record is from RefSeq and is a predicted model, not a curated record.